AUGAAUGAUAAUGUUGUGAUACUUACUUUGCGGGCGGCUAAUCAUAUUACUAAUGCCAAACGAGCUGAUUCAACCACAUCGACUGAGGCGAUGCCAACGUUGUCUGAUCCCAACGCUUAUACUACACCAUCUGUUUCUGUCCCUCCCAAUAACAAUAACCCGUAUAUAAUAAGACAAUCAAAUCCAGCCGGGACAGUUUUCAUUGCUGUGGGUGCCAUUGUGGGUGCCAUUUUGUUAGGGUUUAUUUUAUACCAUUUGAUUGUUUCGUUAACUGCAUCAAAAUUGGCUAAGAAAUCUAAUGCCGACGAUAGAAAAUUAUAUGAGAAAUAUCAAAGUAACAAUACAAAUGCCUAUGGUUAUUCCGGUGUGACUCCUCAAACAAGUUUGAACAAUUUUACUAGCGAUUAUGGUGGUUCUGUUUCCAAAUUACCUUUGUUGAAUAAGUCUUUUGCAAAUGUAAAUGGUUCACAGACGGGUGACAACUCCACAAUUUACCAGUCUGAAGUUGGAGCUGCAGUAACGUCUAAACAUGAUUUGACCAAGAUGUUUGUUUCUCCGACUGCCGAAGUUAUGCAACAUAAGAGGGUUAGAUCUAGUCACUACAAUCCUUCAUUGACCAACUUGUCUUUUGGUGGUUCUACAAGCAAUUUGGGUAACCCUUCACUUGCUACUAAUAGACACUCACAAGCGGUGCCUAAUUUGUAUAUCAACCAAGAGGUCAAUAACAGUGAUUACUCUUUAUCUCAACAUGGACUGGUUGCUCCAUCAUCACAACAACAGCAACAACAACAACAACAACUUAAUGCACCGGUCAAUAGAAAAACUCUUCCAUCUAUGUAUCUUGAAGAUUUAAUCGAUAAAGAAUAG
Candida albicans SC5314 is the source of this 867-nucleotide messenger RNA. RefSeq lists its product as uncharacterized. The record is from RefSeq and is a predicted model, not a curated record. Gene Ontology annotation, cellular component: cellular bud neck; fungal-type vacuole. NCBI's taxonomy places the organism in Eukaryota, Fungi, Ascomycota, Pichiomycetes, Serinales, Debaryomycetaceae. Bases 1 to 867 code for a protein of 288 amino acids. The transcript has a single exon.